GAGAGAGCGCAAGAGAGAGAGAGAUAGACAGGGCUGCAGACAGGAUCUUGGCACAGGCAGAGAGGCUUGUGGGCACUGUGUGGAUGUGUAUUAUAAUGGGCUCGUGGAGGCGAUGGUGGUUUCUGUCUCUCUCUCUUCUGAGCAGUGUCCUCCUGGUCCACAGCUAUGGGAGAGUGUUCAGACCCCCUGCGCACGCCAGCACGGUCUUCCUACGAUCGAGCGAGCCGAACGUGUUCUUCUUGGAGGAGAUGCUUCAGGGGAACCUGGAGAGGGAGUGUUAUGAGGAGUCCUGCAACUACGAGGAGGCCAGGGAGUACUUUGAAGACACACCCAAAACUGACACUUUCUGGAAUGUCUAUGUCGAUGGGGACCAGUGCAAACCCAAUCCCUGUCUCCAUGGCGGCAGCUGCAAGGACUGGCGUUGGAGUUGUAUAAAUCUCAGUGCCCCACCAAAGGGGCCCUUUUCCUGUGACCACUUCUGCAGUCCCAAGUUUGAAGCAUACCAGUGCUCCUGCACCACAGGGUACAAGAUUCACAGUGAUAAGAGGAGCUGCAUACCUGCAGUUAAGCACCCCUGUGGAAGACUCCAGCCAACAAACCAAAUAAACAUAGCCUAUCACGUCUGUCCACACAACCGCUGUCCAUGGCAAGUGGUGUUUGUGGAUGAGGCUGGUGCGGAGCUAUGUAGCGGGGUGAUCCUAGGGCCUCACGCAGUCCUGACAUCAGCUAGCUGCCUGUACAUGGGAAAGAAACUCCACAGCAUGCAGACAGGUGCCUCAAAUAAUAUGUGAGGAUCCCUCUAUCGACCCAACUGUACAUUCACAACCGCCACAAGAGGGGCAGUCUGGAGGACGACCUGGCCUUGGUGAGACUAAAUGAGCCCCUCCCCUUCGGCCCCUCUGUCUCCCACCUGUGCCUGCCCACUAAGGAUUUCUGUGAGAAUGUGUUGAGUCCAGGAAGGGAGGGGGUGGCCAGGGGUCCGGACAAACUCCGGGGGGAAUCCCACGGCCACCCUGUUCUCUCCUACCUGCAUGUGGAGGGCUGUCGAAACUAGGUGAACUUCUCCCAGCUGCUCAGUAAUAAGAUGUUCUGUAUGGGUCGCCAGAAGGGCUUCUGUCGGACUGAGUUGACUAGGUUUAAUGAGACAGACCUCAAACCAGGACUAACGAGGAACCGCAGCCUCUUGUCCGGGACCCCCGUUGUGACCGUUGUGACUGUACAGCGUUCCUCACAGGCCUGCUCCUUUCACCACCCACAUCACAUGACUGUGGACAAACCCUGGUGUUCACAAAGCUGUCUCGCUACUUGCACUGGAUCCAGCAGCACCUGGACAUGACAGAGGUGAGGAUGACACCACAAAUUACCCAAGAUCCACCUGGACCUUAUGGGGUAACCCCAACCUAGGGUUAGCCUGAUCCCUACCUGCACUGGACUUAAAGCCAACCGGGCUGCGUUCAAGAUUGAAGUUGUUUCUGCAAGGUUAACAAUGUAAAUGAGUGUAGUUAUAUUGUAACGUGUACUAUAAUUAUAUACAAUUAUUAAUCUCCCACACUUCCUUAAUAAACAAAAAUGUUGUACAAGGA
This is a messenger RNA of Coregonus clupeaformis (lake whitefish), 1583 nucleotides long. Its product is annotated as vitamin K-dependent protein Z-like. Gene Ontology annotation, cellular component: extracellular region. The record is from RefSeq and is a predicted model, not a curated record. NCBI's taxonomy places the organism in Eukaryota, Metazoa, Chordata, Actinopteri, Salmoniformes, Salmonidae. Gene Ontology annotation, biological process: proteolysis. Gene Ontology annotation, molecular function: calcium ion binding; serine-type endopeptidase activity.